Molecule: messenger RNA, 10117 nt
Organism: Sceloporus undulatus (fence lizard)
Lineage: Eukaryota; Metazoa; Chordata; Lepidosauria; Squamata; Phrynosomatidae
Gene: TNKS
Product: tankyrase
Exons: 28
Coding region: 121-4041 (1306 amino acids)
Cellular component (GO): nucleus; cytoplasm
Molecular function (GO): protein binding; NAD+ poly-ADP-ribosyltransferase activity
Source: RefSeq, a predicted model, not a curated record
GGCGAGCUUCCCUUCCUUUGCGUCGCCUUCAGGACGUAUGACGUCAGCUCCGGAGAAGCCGGCCUCUGAUUGGCCGCGGGGAGCGGAAGCGAGGGCGGGCGCCCCGCCGUUGCCGCAGUGAUGGGGACCCAGUCUCCCAGGGGCUGGGAAAUGGCGGCGGUGCCGUCGUCGUCGUCGUCGUCGAGGCGCUCCCAACAACAACAGUCGUCUCCGCCUCGGAGCCCCAGCCUCGCCGCCCCUCAGCCCCGGCCUCCUCUCUCCGGGCCUGAGGGCGCCGCCACCGCCAACGGAGGGCCUUUCUCCCCGGAGGGCGAGGCCUCAGGGCCGCCUCCGCCGGCCAACAGCAGCAGCAGCAGCUCCUCCGCUUCUUCUUCGUCCUCCUCGUCUUCCUCCUCAGCUGCCUCCCCUGAAAGCCCCGAGGCGCCCCCUGCUGCUGCCGCCGCCGCCGCCGCUGCUGCUCCCCCUCCGCCGCCUCCCCCUCCGCCGCCUCCGGUGGGGAGCGGGGCCUUCCGGGAGCUGCUGGAAGCCUGCCGCAAUGGGGACGUCACCCGGGUGAGGCGCCUGGUGGACGCCGCCAACGUCAACGCCAAGGACAUGGCCGGGAGGAAGUCCACCCCGCUCCACUUCGCCGCAGGUUUUGGAAGAAAGGAUGUAGUGGAACAUUUAUUACAGACAGGAGCCAAUGUCCAUGCUCGUGAUGAUGGUGGCCUAAUUCCUCUUCAUAAUGCCUGUUCCUUUGGCCAUGCUGAAGUAGUUAGCCUCUUGCUGUGUCAGGGUGCAGAUCCAAAUGCCAGAGACAACUGGAACUAUACUCCUCUGCAUGAAGCUGCUAUCAAAGGCAAAAUAGAUGUUUGUAUUGUACUGCUGCAGCAUGGAGCUGAUCCAAAUAUUCGGAACACAGAUGGAAAAUCUGCCUUGGAUCUUGCAGAUCCUUCGGCAAAAGCUGUACUUACAGGUGAAUACAAGAAGGACGAACUCCUGGAAGCUGCUAGGAGUGGCAAUGAAGAAAAACUAAUGGCUUUGUUGACACCUUUAAAUGUGAACUGCCAUGCAAGUGAUGGGCGAAAAUUACAGAAGACGUCUAGCAACAAGCAGUGGCUUUCUGAUGAAGUUUUCUGCCAGAAAGAACAGGAAUGCCGCAAAGGUUCCCUGCUUGAGGAAGGGUCUACUCCAUUACAUUUGGCUGCAGGAUAUAACAGAGUUCGGAUAGUUCAGUUGUUGCUUCAGCAUGGUGCAGAUGUCCAUGCAAAGGAUAAGGGUGGGCUUGUACCUCUCCACAAUGCAUGCUCCUAUGGGCAUUAUGAAGUAACAGAACUCCUGUUAAAGCAUGGAGCCUGUGUAAAUGCAAUGGAUCUUUGGCAAUUUACUCCAUUACAUGAAGCUGCUUCCAAGAAUCGUGUGGAAGUUUGUUCUUUGUUACUCAGCCAUGGUGCAGAUCCAACAUUAGUCAACUGUCAUGGCAAAAGUGCUGUAGACAUGGCUCCAACACCUGAGCUGAAAGAGAGACUCACUUAUGAAUUUAAAGGACAUUCCUUACUACAAGCAGCAAGAGAAGCUGACUUGGCCAAAGUAAAGAAGACACUUGCCUUGGAAGUCAUUAAUUUCAAGCAGCCGCAGUCCCAUGAGACAGCAUUGCACUGCGCUGUGGCUUCCCUUCACCCUAAGCGGAAACAAGUAACUGAGUUAUUGCUUCGGAAAGGAGCCAACGUUAAUGAGAAAAACAAAGACUUCAUGACUCCUUUGCACAUUGCUGCUGAACGAGCUCACAAUGAUGUAAUGGAAGUUCUUCAUAAGCAUGGGGCAAAGAUGAAUGCACUAGACACACUUGGGCAAACAGCUUUGCACAGGGCUGCAUUGGGCGGUCACCUGCAGACUUGUCGACUCCUGCUAAAUUAUGGUUCAGACCCUUCAAUAAUCUCUUUACAAGGUUUUACUGCAGCACAGAUGGGCAAUGAAGCAGUGCAGCAGAUACUGAAUGAGAGCACCCCUGUACACACAUCUGAUGUCGAUUAUAGACUGUUGGAAGCCUCUAAAGCUGGAGACUUAGAAACUGUGAAGCAACUUUGCAGUCCCCAGAAUGUGAACUGUAGAGAUUUGGAGGGGCGUCAUUCAACCCCACUGCAUUUCGCUGCAGGUUAUAACAGAGUAUCGGUAGUGGAAUAUUUGCUUCAUCAUGGAGCAGAUGUGCAUGCAAAAGAUAAAGGUGGCUUAGUACCCCUGCAUAAUGCCUGUUCGUAUGGUCACUAUGAAGUAGCAGAGUUACUGGUGAGACAUGGAGCUUCUGUCAAUGUUGCAGACCUCUGGAAGUUUACACCACUGCAUGAAGCAGCAGCAAAGGGAAAAUAUGAAAUCUGCAAGCUUCUUCUAAAGCAUGGAGCAGAUCCAACAAAAAAGAACAGAGAUGGCAAUACACCACUAGACCUAGUGAAGGAGGGAGACACAGAUAUACAGGAUCUUCUGCGAGGUGAUGCUGCCCUACUGGAUGCUGCUAAAAAGGGUUGCCUGGCACGAGUUCAGAAACUGUGUUCACCAGAAAACAUCAAUUGUAGAGAUACCCAGGGACGAAAUUCCACCCCACUGCAUCUUGCUGCUGGUUACAAUAAUUUGGAAGUUGCUGAAUAUCUUUUAGAGCAUGGUGCUGAUGUCAAUGCACAAGACAAAGGAGGAUUAAUUCCACUGCAUAAUGCAGCAUCCUAUGGGCAUGUAGAUAUAGCAGCUUUGCUGAUUAAAUACAAUACCUGUGUAAAUGCUACAGAUAAAUGGGCAUUUACACCAUUGCAUGAAGCAGCACAAAAAGGAAGGACACAACUGUGUGCUCUCCUACUAGCUCAUGGAGCAGAUCCAACAAUGAAGAAUCAAGAAGGCCAAACGCCUUUGGAUCUGGCUACAGCUGAUGAUAUCCGAGCCCUGCUAAUUGAUGCAAUGCCACCAGAGGCUUUGCCAACCUGCUUUAAACCUCAGGCUACUGUAGUUAGUGCCUCUAUCAUUUCACCAGCAUCAACUCCUUCCUGUCUUUCUGCUGCCAGUAGCAUAGAUAACCUUGCAGGACCUCUAGCAGAAAUUGCAAUGGGAGGUGCAUCAAAUGCUGGUGAUGGAGCAGCAGGAACAGAGAGGAAGGAAGGAGAAGUUGUUGGACUUGACAUGAACAUCAGCCAGUUCUUGAAAAGCCUUGGUCUGGAACAUCUGCGGGAUAUCUUUGAAACAGAACAGAUUACCUUAGAUGUAUUGGCAGACAUGGGACAUGAAGAGCUGAAAGAAAUUGGCAUCAAUGCCUAUGGGCAUCGUCAUAAGUUAAUAAAAGGUGUAGAGAGACUUCUGGGUGGGCAGCAAGGCACCAAUCCUUAUUUGACUUUUCACUGUGUCAGCCAGGGAACUAUUCUCAUAGACCUUGCUCCUGAUGAUAAAGAGUAUCAGUCUGUGGAAGAAGAGAUGCAAAGUACCAUCAGGGAACACAGAGAUGGUGGUAAUGCUGGGGGGAUCUUCAACAGAUACAAUGUCAUCAGGAUUCAGAAAGUUGUAAAUAAGAAGCUGAGGGAGAGGUUCUGUCAUAGGCAGAAAGAAGUGUCAGAAGAAAAUCAUAACCAUCACAAUGAGCGCAUGCUGUUUCAUGGAUCACCUUUUAUUAAUGCUAUUAUUCACAAAGGGUUUGAUGAAAGACAUGCAUACAUUGGUGGAAUGUUUGGAGCUGGCAUUUACUUUGCAGAAAAUUCCUCUAAAAGUAACCAAUAUGUGUACGGAAUUGGUGGUGGUACAGGGUGCCCCACGCACAAAGACAGGUCCUGUUACAUCUGCCACAGACAAAUGCUUUUUUGUCGUGUGACACUGGGAAAAUCCUUCUUACAAUUUAGCACCAUGAAAAUGGCCCAUGCACCACCUGGGCAUCACUCUGUUAUUGGCAGGCCAAGCGUAAAUGGACUUGCAUAUGCGGAGUAUGUAAUCUAUAGAGGAGAACAGGCUUACCCAGAGUAUCUGAUUACAUACCAAAUUGUAAAGCCAGAUACUCCCUCACAGACAGCAACAGCCGCAGAGCAGAAGACCUAGUAAAUGCUGCUUCAGAGAAACAAAUGACGUGAUUUAAAUAACUUAUGGACUGGAUGGAUGACAUUAGUUUCAAAACAUCAGCAGUGUAUGAAAUUAUUGUCACUCUGGAACUAAGCUGUAUGUGUUUUAUAAAGUAUUGCUCUAUUAAUGAAUAUGAGUAACUGAUACAUACUCAAUUGCUACUAUUCCUUUUGAGGAAAUGUUUACAAAGGUUUGCCUUUUACCAACAUAUCUCAGGCUCACUUUCCCUGCAGUUGCCAUGUGUGUAAUGACAUCAUUGCUUCAAACUGGGUGUUUGGGAACAUUAUUUAACAAGCAGGACUAUGUCAUAACCGUUUUCUUUCUUUUUUUAAAAAGAAAAUAAUUUCUGAUGCCACUUGGUUUGGUUUAAUAGUGCAUACCAGCGGUACUGAACUCAUGCCACAUUCUCAACAUUCAGCAUUGAUUUGGUUUUGUUUUGUUUUUUAAGUCCUUAGUUGGCUAUUUCAUUUUUCCUCCUUUUUAUUAUGAAAAUGAGCCAGGCCCUUCUUGGGAAUAUUUUUGCACAAAGUCAGGUCGACUAAAAUCAGUUAACAAUGCAAUAGGAAUUUCUUACCCAAGAAGGUGUUAGAGAUCUAGUUCUUUGGUCUGGGAUUCUUUUUGCACUUUUUAUGAACUCUUCUUUAGGUUACUAGGAGCAUAAAUGUUUAGGGUAGAAACUCAUAUUUUGUCCUUGCUGACUUCCUCUUUUUCUAAGAAUUCAUACUAGCGUUUAUUUAGAAACCUCUUGGAAAGCUCUCUUCAUUCUGGGAAUGUGUUCUGCUUUCUCCUAGCUAAAGUAAUAAUAGCCUUGUUGAUAAAAGACUUUGUGAGAGAGCUUAGGUAAGGACACAUAUUUUGAAAGUAUCUGAUAAAAAGCAAAAGGAAUUUGGAAAGCAUUAAAAUGAGGAGGCAAAAUUACCAAAGGCACCUGCUUAGGAAAGUCUGCUUGGACAUGUUUUUUGCUCUAGAAAGAGUCCAGGAGUUUGUUCAAGGCCACUUGCACCCUCACCUGUUUAUACUGCCACUUCCCUUCCCUUCCCUUCCCUUCCAACUCCUCCAUGAUCACAGAGAGUAUACAAGCAAAAUCAAAGCCCUUGUGGUUAUCUGAACGUGAUAUACUCUUCCCCAAAGUGAGGAGCAGGAGAGAGAGAUUUUGAGCCAGAUGCCUAUCUCAGAUCUCUUGCUGUGUACAAUCCCAGAAAGAGAAUCUUUUCCACAUAGACAUGAGUGGUGUCCAUUCAGCUUGAUUUAGGGCCUUUUCACUUUCAGUAGGAAGAAUACAUUUUGUAUUAUAUUGUGCAUAGAUUCAGUCACAUGCUGUAUCAGCAACAGUUUACUGAAUUGACAUGCAAGUAUAUUUUCUCCAAAGCAGAUUGGUUUUUAAAUGCCUAUAAUAGGGGGUAGUUUGCAUUACACUUUAUGCCAGAAGUUCUGCUAGUUACUUUCAAUCUAUUAAUUUCUGUCCCCAUAAAUUUUAUGAAAAAGCCCCUUUAUUACCAUCUAUAUAAUAUCAGAGGUAUAACAAUGAAAGUUUAAUUCUCCCCAAGAAACGGCUUUUUUUACAAUGCAAUAACAAUAGAAAAAACAAAGUUGAAAAUUAAGUAGUAAUAGGGAUUUAUAAAUAGGAAAUGUAACAGAGAGAGAGAGAGAUUACAAUAUUAGUAGAAAUACAACCUUGCAAAAUCUUGUGAACAGCCAAAGGAUUGCUCAAAUUACAGAUCUUCCUUAAAGCUUUUUAUUCAUUGAAGAUAAAAACUAAACCGUUCCAAUGAUUUUAUGAAAUAUACUGGCAUCUGCUUGGAAAUGGGGACAAAAAAAUUACCUAGCGACACCACAAGCACAACAACAAAACCCAAAGAAGUUUUUGGAAAAAUGUCUUUGCAAGAAUAAUCAUGUAGAUUUUGACAGUUGUCAAGCUCAGUACUCGACUCAGACUGGCUAAAUGCCUUCUGAUGUUACUGGAGAGACCAGAUGUGACAGGUUUCGACAAUGGUGAAUCUUUCCCUUUUGUGUCUGCUGUUCCUGGCCACUUGCUCCAGUUGGGCUUGUUGGCUUGCAGUGCAGGGCUUUGGAGUUCAGAGCUGGCCAAGCUAGUUUCUGCAUUAGUACAUGUCAAAGUUGUGAAGUUCAUUGUUAAAGUGAACGAACAGUGGUGUUCACUGUUAAAAUGUUGGAGUUCAUUGUUAAAGACAGAUGAACAUUCAUGGAGGGAUUUCUGUUUUUAACUGCAGUUGGGGUGUGUGCCAAUUGAUUGCAAAUAAAUGUGAAAGUCUACAUUCUGCCAGCUUCAUGUAGAUGUUAAUUGGAACACAGCUGUCUUUAUAGUUAAACCAAAUGGUUAACAUGAAUGUCGAAAUUCAGUGUUUUUCUCCAAGGGAUGAUUCUGUGGUUGUCUUUUUCCUCCAGUGUGCUAGUUGAACUAAUGAAAUGUUUUAGGUUUCAUCUAAACUCCCAAAACCUCGAACUGUGACCCUGAUCUUUUAAACUGCCAGUGUUUUGUAACUGAUGUUUUGUGCAGAGUAAAAGGUGCUGUGCGAGGAAUUCCAUUUGCAGUGGCUUUUGUCUUGUAGUAAUGUAAUUCUGUUAACAUGUCCCUUGUCAGACCUUGAGAAAUAUGCCUACAUUUUUGCUUAAAUCUUCAGAGAUCCCAAAGCCUAACAUGGAGAGCCAAGUGUAAGAUACAAAUACAGUAUAGUAUUAUCUGUCCUUCAGAGUAACACAGUAGUCACAUUUCCCUGAUAUAGGAGUUGAUAUGGGGGGGGGAUCUCCCAAUCCAAUUUCUAAACACACUUAGGUUGGAAUAAAUAACCCAAGAACCUAGUCAGUGCUUUGGGCAUAUGUGCACACUUUUGCCAUAAAAAACAAAAGUAACAAGAUUUGUGCUGUGUAUCUGGCAUCUCCCCACCAGGGCAGGGGGAAAAAACCCAAAUAUUUUCUGGGAGUGGAUAGUAAGGCCACCUUGGAUCCCAGUUCUAGCCAAUCAAAUCAAAUGCUAAUAAGCUUAGUACAGCACUUCUUGGUUUUCUUCCACAAAAAGUAAAAGAUAAAGGUACAGAAGACCUGAUGCUCCUUCUUGGAUUUCAAACAGGAUGGGCAACUGUUUGAAGCAAGAUGGCUGCAUUAGUUCCCCAGGAGACCUUGGAAGACAGCACCAUCCUCAGAAAAACCACACAGAGCACAAUGUCCUAUGUGGCAUGUGUGGCAUAUUGCCACAUCCCCCCAGGCUGUUUUAGAUCCCUGAGAUGCCUUUUUUACAACAGAAAAUAAUCCAGAAGUCACUUCCUGAUCAUUAUUAUUUUUAAUCUUCUUGUGGACCUAAAGUGGCAGAGGGGCAGAAACAUGAUGAAAAUGACUCCCAUAGCUGUCAAAGAUGUUUGGGGACAAAAAAUUGUUUUAACCCCCAAAGGGCCUGAGGACCACAAAAAUGGCCGAGGGCACACUUUACCCAACCCUGUUUUAGAUUUGUCCCUAGAAUGUAACACCAUUGGUUUGCAAUUGUUCUUGUGUGUAUGUUGUGAGUGCGCCUUCAAAUCACCUGUCCACUUAUGGCAACCACAUGAAUUUCAUAGGGUUUUCUUUGCAUAAUUGUCGCCUUAAAUGCAUUGAUCUGUUGAGGGCUAUUGCUCACAAUGUGCAGCAGGAAAUAGUUUGCCACAAAAGGUGUGCAUUUUGCCAAGGAGCCAUACCCAAUUCCAGCUCUGUGACAGGAGCAUUUAUAUGGAGCAUAUGUUUACAAACAAACAUUGGUCACAUUGCAUUUUACAUUUCUGGGUAUAGAAUUACAUAUGUUUGAAGAAAUUCAUAAACACAUUUCCCCAUUCUAGCUUCCAAAAUGGGAGGGGGAAUUGUAAAAUUCAGAUUUGAGGGGGGGGGGGUGCCUGAAUCUCUCUGUCCAGUUGUAUGGAGGGCUUCAUUUCUUUUGGUACAACUGUUCUGCUGCUCCAACUAUAUUAACCUGUUUGCUAACAUUGGGAUCUGCAAGCAACAUUUUUAAAGAUGUGCUUUUUUGUCCAGGUCAGCUGGAAUAUUUGUUAAAGAGGAGAUUGAUAUGUUUAGGAAUCUGUAUCACAAAACAGUUAUUCAGUGAACACUCAAUCUGGGGGAGCUAAGAAUUAUCUUAAUUUUCUUAUCCAACAAAAACAUGAUAGAAACUGGAAGUUGGGAGUGAAAUACAAGUAAAGAUCGUUUUUUUAAAAAGUGUUAAAAAGAUUCUUUUCAGGGGGUUUCUAAAAGAAUUCCUUUCCUGUGUAGACAUUUCUGAAUUCUCUGGGUAUGUUAUUUAUUGACUUGAAGUUUCAACAUGUGCAGAGAUAGUGCUUAAUUCGGCUGUAACUAUACUACAGGUUUAAACUGCUAUUAUACCUACAGCAGAUUAAACAUAACUGUCUAUAUUGUGCCUUUUUUCCUAUACUGCAGGUCCAACAGUGGCUCCAUAGGGCAGGGAAAGGAUUAAACCCACUUCAAAGAAACUAUUGUUUUAAAAAAAAACUUUUAAAAAGUGAUUUAAUUAUUCUUUGGCACUGGGAGUUUGGUCUGUGGGUACAUUUUUAGUUUUAUUAUUUAAAUAUUCUUUAAAUAUAAGCAGGAGAGUCUGCUAGCAGGAUCAACUGUGUCAUCAGGUAAGAGAGACUUUGGGUACCAUUUAAAAGGCAGCAAAUCAUCAGUUAUUUAAAAACCCUUCUUAGCCUAUUAAGAUGCCAGUUGAAAUUUCUACCUUGAGCACCAAAAUGUGUUGGGCCCAUUUGCCUGCCAGGAUAAUGAACUUGUGCCCUGGCACUGUGAAAACUUAGGACACUCUCCAGUUCUCCAUAAUAUAUAUUUGUGAGGCCAAUUGCUUGCUGUGAUAAAUGUGAACAAGCUACCAUUUAGUGCUUCAAGGUUAUUAUAAAUGCACUAUAAAGCAAAACCCCAUAAUAGGGUCACCAUAAGUCGGGAACAACUUGAAUGCACCCAACAACAACAGCAGCAUAGAGCAUAACAUGAACCAGACUUGGUAGCAAGGAUCAAUUCACAUUUACAAUACAUUUGGACUGGAUGGCCCUAGUGGUCUCUUCCAACUCUAUGAUUCUAUGAUUUCUUAUUGCUGGAUUCCAUCACAGCAAAGCCCUACAAGUCUUGUGUUAUAACAAGUGGCCAGCACAUUCCUGAUCUCCUCCUGCUGGUGUUUAUAAUGGGGGCUGCUGUAAAAGUGAAUAAAGACAAUUAAACUAGUCAAUGGCUAUCACAUUUUUUGGUAGAAUUCAGAAACAUUUUAUGUUUCCCCAAAUGUCUGCAACAAUACAAAUUCUUGUAUUUCCAUAAACAUCUGAUUGUAUCCAUUACCAAUGACUGCUGUUUUGACUUGUUUGCAACCAAGCAAGCAACCUUUGUGGUGGCAUCAUCUGAACAGGUAGGCAUUUCAUUUAUAGCUCUUGCUGAAGUCCUAACAGCUUUUUGGAAAGGAGUUAUCUGUAGUUUGCUUUCCUUACAUGUAAAAAUUCUUCCCCAGGAUUGCAAUCAGUAGAAACCUAGAUCUGCAUUCUGCUCAAAAAUUUGCUUAAUUUUAACUGGACACAGAAUUUUAUUUUUGAGCAGAAUGGAGAUUACGUUUUGUUUUCUUCUGCCUAACAAUUUUGUGGAGCAUACAGAGUUUUAUUGGAUGGGUAAACCAUGACUUGUGAUUAGUUUAUAUGAGAAAAAACAAUUUCCAGAGAGAAACAAUGGCAAGUCUUAUGACAACCUAUGUAUUGUGGCAUAAACCUUUGAGGACCAGAAGUUGAACAUUAGUAUCUGUCAUGUGUGUUGGGGUUUAGGGCUCAAAAUGUGGAAAGCGGAAACAAAUCAUGCAUUUAAGCUGAAAUGUCUAUGCCACUGAAUAAUGGUUUGGUAGUAUAUUCAUAUGCUAUUUAUAUGGGCAUUUUUGUUGUUGUACCAGUUCUGUUCAAUUACUAGUUGUUCUUAUGUGCCUUCAAGUCUUUUACGACUUAUGGCAACCCUAAGGUGAACCAAUUACAGGGUUUUCUUGGCAAGAUUUGGUCAGAGGAGGUUUGCCCAUGCCUUCCUCUGAGGCUGAGAG